AUGGGCAUCCGAAGCCGUCGUCUACCUCGCAAUGAGCGGCAGAUUACGACAUCGGGCACACUCAGACUUCAUGCUGAUAUGCACGCCUAUGCCACGCAGUCUCCAUUUGUCGCAACCGAUUUCGACGGCUCAGGUUCCGCACAUGGCUUCGUCAUCCGCUUGCCGAUCCAAAUCCCGAACCCCCACUGCCGAAGCAAUCAAUCUUUCCGGGGAAUGCAGCUUCCUCGUACAAGUAGCUUCACCGAGCAUCCGUUGGCAUGA
This is a messenger RNA of Pseudozyma hubeiensis SY62, 261 nucleotides long. RefSeq lists its product as hypothetical. The transcript has a single exon. NCBI's taxonomy places the organism in Eukaryota, Fungi, Basidiomycota, Ustilaginomycetes, Ustilaginales, Ustilaginaceae. The record is from RefSeq and is a predicted model, not a curated record. The coding region runs from base 1 to 261 and encodes 86 amino acids.